AUGCUCAGGCUUCUGAGACGAGCCUUGGCCUUCUUCCAGAGGAGGGCAGACCCCGCCCAGGAGCAGCACUCCCAGCAGGCCGAGCUCCAGCAAGCUAUCACCCAUUUGAAGCAUAUACAGGGAGUUGUAACACAUUUAUAUGGUAAUUAUGGCUUCAUUGAUCGGUGGAUCUACUUCACUUUUGAUGUUGUCACUGAGAAUACUGCUCUAAGUAUUGGACAAAAGGUCAGGGCAGUUCUGGAAGAAGACAAAACAGCUCAAGAACUGAAAGCAAUCAAAGUAGAUGUUGUCUCUGAUAUUAAUGACUCUGAACCAUCAUACUUUGAAACCAAAGUUAUAACUGCUUGUGUUACCUCUGUAAAUGCAGAUACUGUCUACGCUGAUGAGCAGAUGUACUUCUCCCUAGACAUUGUUUCCAAAGAUUUUAUGCCUUAUAAGGGAGACUGGGUAGAAAUUGAAUACUCUAGCCUUCCUGGCCCAUGCAAUAUCAAGCUGCACUCAGCAAAGCCCUUGUUCCAUAAGCAUCUGGAGGGGGUCUGCAUCACAAGCCUGCGUGGAAGAAAUGGGGUGGUAGAUAAUACUAUCUUUUUCACCUUGGAUUCCCUGAAACUUCCUGAUGGAUAUAGUCCCCACAGAUAUGACAUUGUCAGUGUUGUCAUAGUGGGGAGUAUUCAGUCAUGCUAUGUUUGGAGAGCAAUUUCUAUGACUCCACUGCCAAAAUAGUUAUAAAAAUAUUUUGUUCCCUGUUUAUAUGUUUUCUAUGAGCACUAAAUAGCCUAGUGAACUGAAAAGCUUAGCUUAGUAAGCAUAAGUAAUAUUUAGGUACAACUUCAUGGUAAAUUCAGUUAAGAUACCACAUAGUUCUAUGGAGACCAA
Molecule: messenger RNA, 876 nt
Organism: Tupaia belangeri chinensis (Chinese tree shrew)
Lineage: Eukaryota; Metazoa; Chordata; Mammalia; Scandentia; Tupaiidae
Product: cancer/testis antigen 55-like
Exons: 5
Coding region: 1-723 (240 amino acids)
Source: RefSeq, a predicted model, not a curated record